AUGUCGGGGCCACGGGCCUGUGAGAGGGGGCAGACAGACAGAAGACAUGAACACAUUCUUGUGGGCCCCUGUCCCCACUGCCUGGUUUAUCUUGCCAACUGCCUGGGGCUGCUGGGCAAGCCGCUCUACCUCUGGGCCUAUGCUGCCACGGCAGAACACAAGUUCUGGGUUGGCAUGAGGCUGGACACAGGGCCUCUGGGGCCUGGCCUCUCCUGGAAGGUGGCAGUGCCCUUGGAGGCCAGACACACACUCGAGCUAGUGCGCCAGGGCAAGAGCACCGCCUGGGUAGGCUCUCCUCGGGCCGGACUCUUCCCUUCUGCGCUUCCGGGGCCGGCAUCGCGCGAGGCCGCUACGUCCACCCCGCACACGCGGUCUGUGGCCCCUGAGGAGCUGCCGCCCCCGCCCCCGCCCCCACCCGGGCCCGCGGCCCGCUCCGCGCACGCGCUCGACUCCCGCCGCCCGGCUGGGGGUCGCGGCCCAGGUGCGCAGGGUCUCGGCAGAGGGACAGCAGGAGCCGACCGCCGCCCAGCGGCCCUCGCGGUCCGGUCGGUCCGCCAGCCACUCCCUGCCGCGGCCCGCCCGCCAGCCGGCCUGAUUCACGCGCCCGCCCCCGCCCCGCCCGCCGCCCCGCCGCCUGCCUGCCCGGGCAGCACCUGGAGGCGGGGCGCCCCACCCGCCGGCGCGCCCGCAUUCCUCCGCCCGCGCCCCCGAGCCCCGCGCCCCCGGAGCCCCCCACCCCCCGGAGCCCCGCGCCCCCGGAGACCCCCGUCCCCGAGCCCCGCGCCCCCGGAGCCCCCUCACCCCCCGGAGCUCCGCGCCCCCGGAGACCCCCGCCCCCGGAGCCCCCCACCCCCCGCCCGCGCCCCCCGGUCCCCCCGCGCCCCGCCCCCCGCCCCCCGAGACCCCAACCCGCGCCCGGGGACCGGGGAGGCCCGCGCUGUGACCCUGACCGCAGCGCCCCCGGAGACCACUGAGGCCCGACUUCAGGGCCUUGGAGCCCGCGGGCGCCCGUACUGCUAA
Molecule: messenger RNA, 1020 nt
Organism: Loxodonta africana (African savanna elephant)
Lineage: Eukaryota; Metazoa; Chordata; Mammalia; Proboscidea; Elephantidae
Product: basic proline-rich protein-like
Exons: 5
Coding region: 1-1020 (339 amino acids)
Source: RefSeq, a predicted model, not a curated record